UAUAAGAAGUCGUUGCUCCUCACUGUGAAUCUCGAUUUCGCUAUCACGUCUAUUCACCUAUAUGGAACCAAACUGUGGAGAGUUCUUGUCACUUAAACGAACGGAACAAGAAAUGAUGCAUCGGAACGACCCGGUUCAAGAAGAAGAAGAAAAAAAAAUAUGUGGAAGAAAAAGGUGUGUAAACAAACAACCGUAGGCCAAGGAAUCGAAAGCAUGCAGAGCUAAUAAUUUCUAUAUAUAGGACAACACAACUUGGUCCCGCUUAGCUUGCUGGAUAUUGCACCACAAAUUGGUUUAGUCCUCAUCACCAAAACAAACAAUCAAUCAAUCAAUUGUAAAGAGAGAUGCGACUCCAUUCCAGAAAUCAACUCCCGCUGGCUAUAUCAGGAAACCAGAACAAUGAACCCUUCUCUUUCUCUCAUCCCUUAGUCGCUUCAUCUCCACCACAAAACCACCCUUCUUUUGUCUCUGGCGAUCUAUAUCGGCGGACUUUUUUGGACUCUGUAAAUUAAUUAAAAUUAAAGGGUGUGUUUUUUUUUUUUGAAGUAUUAAUGUGUUAAGAUUAUGUGGUAUAUUGAGGAUGUGUAUAGAUUUUUCAAGAAUUAAUAUGUUGUUUGGACAAUAUAACGAAUGUAUGUAUGCCCGAAUUUAAAAGUAUAUUUGAAAACUAUGUGGACAAAAGCAUCAUCAGUUAGUAGUGAAAUUGUUAAUCCAUCAUUUUUUUUAAUGAACAAAAGUAUGUGCAUAUGUAGUUUCAGAUUAUGCCUUCACCUUGGUUCAAAAUAAGUUAAAAUACAAUGUAUUUUUUUCUCUCUAUAUGCAUGUAUUCCGAUGAUAAUAAAAGUAUGGUUUGUAGGUAGGGGUGUCAGUGCGGGUCGGGUUCGGUUACCCAAACCGAAACCCGAAAAAACUCGAAAACGAAAACCACUAAAACCGAACCCGAUAAGGACUUGCGGGUUCCGGUUACCCGAAACCCGAAAAUUCCUUAUUGGGUUCGGGUUCGGUUAAAGUAAAACCGAAACCCGAAAACCCGAAUGCCUAAGAAUACGAGUUGAGUUCUAUUGAUUGGAGGUUUUUAUCCGGAACCCGAAAAACCGAUAAGCAAAACCGAACCCGAAACUGGAAAACCCGAAACCCGAAACGAACCCGAACCUGAAAAACCGAAAAUGUAUAUAAUCGGGUCGGUUUCGGGUAACCCGAAAAACAGAACCCGAAUCGACACCCCUAUUUGUAGGUCUAUUGUGACAAGUUAGCGAAAUGAUAUUAGAGUAUCGGUGCAACUGAUAGUAUAUCUUCUCUAUAAUAAUAUAUUAGUUUUAAAAUAAAAGAAAUAAUACAUUGAUAAUUACAUUCAUCAAUCAUCAUACAACAUAGUAGUUUUUACGAUUCAACUUAAUGCAUUAUAUUAUCCUUAAACAAAACAACAAGCGGAAACAUACAAAUUGAGUGGGCACAGGGAAGAGUUUGACCUCAACUGUUGCCGUCAUUUACAGCAGCAAAUUGAGCUGCUGGGAUGUCUUUGUUUUUUUGCUGUGCAAUCAUGCUAAGGACACUGCCAUGACUUUUUCCUUCUUCUCUUCUCUUUUCUCCCUCUGCUACCUGCCUUAAUUUAUGGCCUUAUAAAUAAUCACAUGCCUGAAUCCUUCUCAUCUUCUCUCUCUCUCCCUCCACGUUUUCCCCACACACUCACUUUUCCUCCUACCUAUCUCUCCACUUUCCUUCCUUCCUUCCCAUAUGGACACCAAAGUACUAUCCUCAGGUGUCCCCUUCUCCCACCUCCCUCCGAGCUACGUCCGGCCCGAAUCCGAACGCCCCCAACUCUCCGACGUCGUCCACGGCCUCGACAUUCCGGUCAUCGACCUCUCUCUCGCCGACAGGUCGCAGACCGUCGCGCAGAUUGGUGACGCCUGCACCAACUUCGGCUUCUUUCAGGUGAUUGGCCACGGGGUUGGGUCGGGUGCGACGGAGGAGAUGCUGAGGGUGGCGACGGAGUUCUUCCAGCUGCCGGUGGAGGAGAAGAUGAAGCUCUACUCCGACGACCCGGCGAAGACGAUGAGGUUGUCCACGAGCUUCAACGUGAAGAAGGAGAAAGUGCAUAAUUGGAGGGAUUACUUGAGGCUCCACUGUCAUCCUCUCCCUAAGUACGCACCUGAGUGGCCUUCCAAUCCAUCUUCUUUCAGGGAAACGGUCAGCAAUUACUGUCAAGAGGUCCGGCAGCUAGGGUUCCGGCUGGAAGAGCUGAUCUCCGAGAGCCUAGGGCUGGAGAAGGACCACAUAAGUAAGGUGUUGGGAGAUCAAGGCCAGCACAUGGCCGUCAACUUCUACCCGCCAUGUCCACAGCCAGAGCUCACCUACGGCCUGCCGAGCCACACCGACCCGAACGCCCUCACCAUCCUGCUCCAGGACCAGCUCGUCGCCGGCCUCCAGGUGCUCAAGGACGGCAAGUGGAUCGCCGUCAACCCCCACCCGGACGCCUUCGUCAUCAACAUCGGCGACCAGAUCCAGGCUCUGAGCAACGGGAGGUACAUGAGCGUGUGGCACAGGGCGAUCACGAACACGAAGACGGCCAGGCUGUCGGUCGCUUCCUUCCUGUGCCCUCAGGAUGAUGCACUGAUCAGCUCGCCCCAGGAGCUGGCUCGAAGGGAUGGAUCUUCAGGGGCAAUGUACAGGGGAUUCACGUAUACAGAGUACUACAAGAAGUUCUGGAGCAGGAAUCUGGAUCAGGAACACUGCUUGGAGCUCUUCAAGAACACAAUUGAAUAAGAGUGCAGUCUUUCAAGAGCCCAUUAUGCUACCUUCAUUCUUUUCCCUGCGCUAGUUAUUAUGUGUAUUGUUUUCGAUCAAAUGUGUCAAGCAUCUGUGAUAUAUAGAACUUUGAAUCAUCUUCAGGCAAUUCGUUAGCUUAUUAGGAGCUUCCAACUAUUAGAGUAUAAGCAGUAUGAAUAUUAUAAGAAUACUAUUAGGAAUUAUAGUAGUAGAAAUAAUAACACAACCUUGAUGCGGUCCUUUUCUUCAAAAAUUAUAUCUUUAGGAUCGUUUAAGUUGUUUUCAGAUAAUGAUAUUGUAGUAGAAACUUGGGUUAUAUGAUGAAAGUAACAUGAUCUAUGGCAAAAAAAAAAAAGAUGAAAGUAACAAGUAGGGCUGGGAAAUUGGGUUCGGUUUUUCGGGUUAACCCAAAACCAAACCGAUAGCUAUUCUGUUGGUUUCGGGUUUUCGGGUUGAACCCGAAGUAUGAGUGUGACGGUUUCGGUUUUGACUUACAACUGGGAACCGAUAAGAACCCGAAUCCGUCGAUUGGGUCUCUCACGGUGAAACGACAACCGAUUUGUUACUGAAGAAGAAGAAGAAGAUCAAGUGCACUUCAUUCGAGAUCCGUCCAAUCCCUUCGCCGCUUUUUGGGUUUUUGUUACUGGGUUCCUCUUUUAUUUCAUCGGCGACAAGAUCGGAGACUCAGCUCUCUCCAAUCCCCCUCUUUGACUAAGGGCAAACGAUUCCAGCCGCCGAUCGACCCAUCAACGACGAAUGGACAUAAGCAGACCGCAGACGUCGAGAUCAACGAUUUACCCAACAAAUCCUCUGCGUUCGAAGCUCCCCAUAUCUCAUAUCUAUAGAAUAAGGGUAGAACCGAGACAUUAAAAAUGUUAUCCCAGAAGCAAUAGUCUCUCGAGCUUCGACGAAACCGUCCCUGUUUCUGCUCCUGCCGGCAAUAAUCUGGACAGGAAAGAAGCAGAGCACGAUGACGAAAGAUUUUUUAAUGGAAGUGAAAACGUGGAGGGAACAUAACAAGAAAGAAAUAAUACCAUUAUUGCUCUCAUCUCACCUCCUCUCUCUCUCCAAAAGAAAGAAAUAAUGGAAACGAAAAUCUCGAGGGAGUAUGUGAAGGUCAAGAUAGCAUCCGGCCAUCCACCAGUGAUAAAGAAUAAUAUAUUCAAAAUAAAAAGACCAUUAUUUU
Molecule: messenger RNA, 3952 nt
Organism: Linum trigynum
Lineage: Eukaryota; Viridiplantae; Streptophyta; Magnoliopsida; Malpighiales; Linaceae
Source: the annotation of a GenBank genome assembly